GUGCUGUGCUGUGCUGUAUCUCAGCCAGUGAUCUCUGUUUUAUCUUGUAUCUGUGUAGGUGCUGUAUCUCAGCCAGUGAUCUCUAUUGAUGGAACCAAAGGCUGGGGGGUGGUCCUGAAGUGUGAGUCUGGAGGCUGGUUUCCUGAACCUGUGAUGGAGUGGCUGGACAGUUCUGGAACCAUCCUCCCUGCUGAUGGACCUCCAGAGAGACACAGGGACUCAGAGGACCUCUACGCUGUGACACAACAUGCCACUGUGAACAAGACUGACACCAACAGGUUCACCUGUAGAGUUCACCAGACGGAGAUCAACCACCUGAAGGAGACAGAGAUUCAUGUCCCAGAUGACGUGUUUCCUAAAUCACAAGUAGGGUUGAUUGUUGGUCUGUCAAUAGCAGCAGUUGCAGUUCUUGCAGCUUCAGCUGGUGUCUACAAGUGGAGAAAACAUACAGGUGAGUUUAACCUUGAUGUCUGA
Molecule: messenger RNA, 474 nt
Organism: Salvelinus namaycush (lake trout)
Lineage: Eukaryota; Metazoa; Chordata; Actinopteri; Salmoniformes; Salmonidae
Product: butyrophilin subfamily 2 member A2-like
Exons: 4
Source: RefSeq, a predicted model, not a curated record